Messenger RNA from Trematosphaeria pertusa, 1176 nucleotides. RefSeq lists its product as uncharacterized. The record is from RefSeq and is a predicted model, not a curated record. NCBI's taxonomy places the organism in Eukaryota, Fungi, Ascomycota, Dothideomycetes, Pleosporales, Trematosphaeriaceae. The transcript has a single exon. The coding region runs from base 1 to 1176 and encodes 391 amino acids.
AUGUCCCCUCCCAGCCGUGAUGCCAUCUCUAACCGCACCUCGUCCAGCAGGUCACGCGGCCAGCCAGCACCCAAGAUCGUGGUGAAGAAGGAGCCCUCGUCGCCCGACAUGACCACCUCUCGACACCGACCCCGACGACUCGACCUGUCGACCAGCUCCAGCAUUGUCCACUCCUCGGGCGCCCUCACUGCCCGGCCCUCGGGGCCCAUGAGCUCUAGGGAUUCCGCCUCGUUCCAUGAUGUCGGCCUCGCCUGCCUCUCGCCCGGCUUCCACACCAACGACCCCUCCAUGCGCGAGCAGCUUCACAAGAGCUUGGAUGUCAGAGAGAGACAAAGGCAGAUCAUCGAAGCACGCCAGAAGCACGGCAAGGGUGGCCCCGAUGACGAGGGAGCCCGCACCGCAGACAUGAGCCCGUUCGGACGGCCCAUGAAGACGCCCAACACGUCGCGCAGGAAGGGACCACCUCCAGGUCUCUCCAUUGCUCCUCCGUCCCACGCUCAGUUUGCGAAUGAGCGAGUGAUCCAGUCCGCACCGAUUAACCAGUCGUUCACCGGUCUGCGCAACAACCUGCCGCCGUCUCGCCAGCUCGCCAAUGGCCCGUCAAACCUGGCGCAAACGUCACAUAUCCACCACGUUCCCGCACAGCAAACGAACAACAGGCUCCCUCCAAUCUCCGAUGUGUUUCCCGAGCCGCUUGGCACUGCACGAAAUCACUACAACAACAGCCCGGGUCACUCCUCGCACUCGAAUCAGCAGCCCCCGCUACCGUCGCCUGGGUUUCCCCCACACCACCAGCAACCCCCGCAGACGUCGCGCCCCCGUGAGUACAAGUCUGCAGAGGAGGCCGUCCAAACUCUCUCCGGAGGCCGUGAGGAUCUUCUGCCCCGCAUUGUUCACUAUGGAGGCCAUCAACCCCCGACGCCGCCAUCGCCUAUGCCAAACAAGCAUGCAUCAGGAGCUUACCCCCCGAGUGCUGACCUCCACCGCAGCGGGAGCUCAAGGAGACGAGGCCGAGACGAGUACGAGCGUGACAUGGGCACACCACCGCUUGGACGUCAACAGAUGACACGAAUCGGACCCUUCGGCGAGGGACGCGAUAGCCCCGAGACCCAGCUCAAAAAGAAAGAGGAGUUCAUUCAGCUUUGUUCAAGAGCAUGGGACCUUUUCCACUCGUAA